This is a messenger RNA of Lodderomyces pseudojiufengensis, 1416 nucleotides long. RefSeq lists its product as uncharacterized. The transcript has a single exon. Bases 1 to 1416 code for a protein of 471 amino acids. NCBI's taxonomy places the organism in Eukaryota, Fungi, Ascomycota, Pichiomycetes, Serinales, Debaryomycetaceae. Gene Ontology annotation, biological process: lipid catabolic process. The record is from RefSeq and is a predicted model, not a curated record. Gene Ontology annotation, molecular function: triacylglycerol lipase activity.
AUGAGAACAAUUUUUUUACUUAUUUCACUUAUCUUUUCAAUAGUCUCAGCAACUACAGUGACACCAAACGUACCGAGUGAAGAUGAUUUCUAUACACCACCAAUAGGAUUUGAAGAUGCAAAAGUAGGAGAUAUAUUAAAAUUUAGAAAUACACCUAAUCAAAUUAAAUUUGUAUUUUUCCCACUUAAUAUUAAAAAUUCAUGGCAAAUAUUAGUAAGAUCUGAAGACUCAUUUGGAAAUCCAAAUGCAAUUGUUACAACAGUUAUGGAACCUCAUAAUGCUGAUCCAAAUAAAGUUAUAAGUUAUCAAACAUUUCAAGAUAGUACUAGUGUAGAUUGUGCUCCACUGUAUGCUUUUUUAUAUGGUUCUUCAUUAAGAACAAUUUCAAUACAAGCAGAUGUAACAUUUAUAACAUUAGCUUUAAAUAAUGGUUAUUAUGUAGUUUCACCAGAUUAUCAAGGACCUAAAUCUGCAUUCACCGUUGGUAGACAAUCUGGAUAUGCUACUUUAAAUUCAAUUAGAGCCAUUUUAAAUUCAAAAAAUAUUACAGGGAUUGAACCUGAAGCUAAAGUUGCAAUGUGGGGUUAUUCAGGUGGUUCAUUAGCAAGUGGAUGGGCAACUACAUUUUUACCAACUUAUGCACCAGAACUUGAAGAAAAUGUGAUUGGCACAGCCUUAGGUGGAUUCGUUACCAAUAUUACUAGUUGUAUUCCAGCGGUCGAAGGUAACAUGGGUGCUGGUAUAAUUCCCGUUUCAUUAAUUGGAUUGACAAACGAAUUUGAAAAUGCUUCUUAUAUAUUAUCUGAACAUGUCGCCCCCAAUCAAGCCCAUAAGUUAACGAUAGCAAGAGAAAGUUGUUUGAUUGAAACAAUUAUUAGUUUUUUUGGAAGUAAUAUUUUGGAAGGCACUAACCCAAUGUUUCCAAUCGGACCUGAACUACUUGAAAUACCAGAAUUAAAGACGUUAUUGCGAAAUAAUACCUUAGUGGGUUUAGAUACCAAUGAACAUUUUCCAAAAACUCCUGUAUUUAUUUAUCACGGUACAUUGGAUCUGUGGGUACCAAUAGGGGAAACAAAAAAGACUUAUCAACAAUGGUGUGAAGCUGGAUCCCCUUCAAUUGAAUUUGCAGAAGAUUUAUUGAAUGGUCAUUUAACUGAAGCAUUAUUUGGUGCUCCAGCUGCUUGGACUUGGAUAGAAAGUAGAUUUAACGGUGUACCACCAGUUGAUGGUUGUUCACAUACGGUAAGAUUACAAAAUAUACUAUAUCCAAAUAUAUCUCAAGCUACAUCUGAUUAUUUUAGUGGUUUUAUUGAUGCUAUCACGUUUGCUAAAAUUGGAAACGAAGGUCUUGCUUCAGAUAAUAUCACUAGCUCCACUUUUGAUAGAAUUUUGGGUGAUAUCCGUAAAUUUUUUUGA